Molecule: messenger RNA, 2202 nt
Organism: Aspergillus glaucus CBS 516.65
Lineage: Eukaryota; Fungi; Ascomycota; Eurotiomycetes; Eurotiales; Aspergillaceae
Exons: 2
Coding region: 1-2202 (733 amino acids)
Molecular function (GO): protein binding
Source: RefSeq, a predicted model, not a curated record
AUGCCGUCCUUGUGGCCUUCGCACCCCGGACUAAGCUGUAUGCUUGAGAAAGGCUUCAGCUGGAACGAAUCGACCUCAUGGUCUCGAGCCGUUGAUACGGCGAAACCCGUGACCCGACCCGCUGGAAAUAUAGUCCCACCAGAGAUUCUGCUGCAGAUCUUCUACAUGUUGAAUCCCCGGGACUUUGAUAAUGCCCGGCGGAUUUGCUCGCAAUGGAUGCGGAUUAGUCUGGACCAGAAUCUACUGGAGAGUAUGCUGAAGAAGGCUGGUUGGUGGGAUGCAUGGCAGCGGGAUUUCCAGCUGCAGCGUCCUCCUGCUUCAGCUGCGGAAGAGCAAAGUCUGGUGUGGAGGAUGAGCAAGCGGUUCUCGACCGAGUGUCUGCUGUCAGGCCGCAAGUUGAAUGUCGAGAAGCCUGGGUUCUUGACCACAGGUGUUAUAGAUUUCUCAAAGCUCUCCCCUCAACAUCCUUCGCAGAGUGCGCGGAGCGCGCAGGGUCCGUCUGAGGCAGCCGAUUAUUCCAGCAAAGAUGCUACGACUUCAUCGAAGUUCAAUGUUAGCACCUGCGGAAACUACUUGCUAGUUACGUCUGGCUGUAUGAUUCAUGUCUACCGCCUGCUGGCCAAGAAGACUGGCCCGUUGGAGUCAACGUCGUUGGCAGACGUUAGCAAUAGGGAUAUCGCGCUUGUCGCAAGCAUCCCUUGUCCGGAUGGUGUGGUGUCAGCUACCAUUGACACCAGUGCACCUAGAUUCGUCAUUGCUGCGUUGCUUCGUGAUCGCGUCGGAAUGGUCUGCGACCUUGUCACGCCCGAGAAUCAAGAUGCCGUGAACGAGUCUGUACAAAACGAUCCGAUUGACUCGCAACACUACUACCACGACGUGUGCUCCCCCGAAGACCCACCCCGCAGCGUGUCCAUCUGCCCCGGCCGUCGCUGCGUCGCUUUCGGCGGCGGAACCGGCAUCGAACUACGCUGGAUCGACGAAGUAUCCAAGCAAGACUGCAGAAAGCACUUCCCCAUGACCCAACCAUCAGAAAUCCUCCACUUCCUUCCCAACCGCGCAGACACCCCCGAAGAACUCCGCCUCGUCUCCUCCCUCGCCGACCCCGGCGUCUCAGCCUGCCAAUGCCACAGCGAGACCAAGCAACCCUGCCAACUCCACUUAGCAGCAGACAUCCACUCCCUAACCAGACUCGACCCCCGCGACAAGCAGAAUCUCAGCCUCGUCCGCGCAACACACUGCCACCAUUACCGCGCGAUCCCUAUAAACGACGGCCUGCACAUCCUCUUCAUCGAGCCGCGCACGGGAUUCCUCUGUAUAGGCUCUGACUCACCAAUUGGCGGUCCUUCAAGUCUAACCCGUGCCCUCGUCUGCGCACCUCCAUUCGACCACGAACGCCCCGACUCUGUCCCAACACCAACCGUCUUCGCAGCAGGCUCAGAUCUCUCCUGGGGUCUUCGGGUCGUCGCAGCCUACAAGGACCGUCUAGUCCUGUACUCCGUACCUUUAGACGUAUUCAACGUCAUCCGCAAAGAACGCGAAGCCCAAUCGCUAGGUGUAAUGGGCGACUCCGACCUUGCGCGCGACUGGUUCCUAGACGGUGAACGCUCCUUCAAGCGACGGGGUAGUCUCGUGCCUAACCAGAAUGGUGAUUGGGAGUUCUUGCUUAGUGUGAGCUACCGUCCUACGGCAAUGAUGUGGCCACUCAAGAUAUACGGGAAGGAAAUCGGAAAAAUGGACAAUGUCGUCGAACUGGCAUUGCAGUCGUCGCAUGGCGGAGCGAGGGUAUGGGCAUUCGGAGCGUCGGGUGAAACCAACAUUGUCGACGUGGAUACUUUCACAUCUCCCGCACAGAGACCAGCAGAUGUCCCGUGUAAAUCCCUCUCCAUCGACGCAGACGGCAGCAUUGAAAAUGCACAAUUCGUCAAUCGAUCCGAGGAAUCGGGAUUGUUCUCCCCGAAAUCACCCCGGUCGGAGUUCAUUAAUGACUUUAGAGGUCAGCAUUCGACUUCUGCGCAGCUGCAUCAUACACUGGCGGGGUUGAAUAUGGACCAGCGCGCUCAUCCCCAUGCAACUGCCCAGCCCGCUACUCAGGCGGCCGGCGCGGCUUCGCGACGGCGUCCGUCGUACGCGGCGUGUAUUGUUGGGUUUAAUAUUCCUGAACUUGGGGCGAGGGAGGGGAGAUGGGUUGAGAAUGAAGCUUGA